Molecule: messenger RNA, 2404 nt
Organism: Chroicocephalus ridibundus (black-headed gull)
Lineage: Eukaryota; Metazoa; Chordata; Aves; Charadriiformes; Laridae
Gene: PLD6
Product: phospholipase D family member 6
Exons: 2
Coding region: 1-654 (217 amino acids)
Biological process (GO): piRNA processing
Cellular component (GO): mitochondrion
Molecular function (GO): RNA endonuclease activity producing 5'-phosphomonoesters, hydrolytic mechanism
Source: RefSeq, a predicted model, not a curated record
AUGUGGGCGGCGGGCGCGGCGCGGCGGGCCGGGCUGGCGCUGGCGGCGGCGGCGGCGCUGUGCCUGGCGCUGGCGGCCUGGCGGCGGCGGGCCCGGCCCCUACGCGAGGUGCUGGUGUUCCCCUCGCCGCCCAGCUGCACCGAGGCGCUGCUGGCCGAGGCGGCGGGGCCCGGGGCGGCGGCGCGGCCCUGCCACUGCCCGCUGCCGCACGGCGACUGCCCCCUCAGCCGCCUCCUGCGGCAUCUCCUCACCGCCCGCCGCUCCCUCGACAUCUGCCUCUUCGCCUUCUCCAGCCCGCAGCUGGGCCGCGCCGUCCGGCUGCUCCAUCGCCGCGGCGUCCGCGUCCGCGUCGUCACCGACGCCCAGUACAUGGGGGUGCAGGGCUCCCAGAUCGGCCUCCUCCGGCAGGCCGGGAUCCAGGUGCGCCACGACCAGGAGAGCGGUUACAUGCACCACAAGUUCGCUGUCGUGGACGGGAGGAUGCUCAUCACGGGCUCCCUCAACUGGACCACCCAAGCGAUCCAGAACAACCGGGAGAACGUGCUAGUCACGGAGGAUGUCGAGUAUGUGAAGCCUUUUCUGGAUGAGUUUGAAAGGAUUUGGGAGAAGUACAAUCCCAUCAAGUACAAAUUUUUUUCUAAAGACAGUAAAUGAUUGAGCUGCCUCACAGGGCUGGUGGAGUGCUUAACAGAGGGCAUCCAUGGACUUUAUCAUCAUCUAUGGAAAUCAUUGUAUUGUCCGUCUGGGUGUAAUUUAGGUCAGCUCCUCCAGAGAAGCAAAGUGCCCUCUACCCUAAAGUGCCACAGAUCCCUUGCUGUGGGUCGUUCCUGUCCUAGAGGGAAUGACCCAGCUGUUUGGCGAGUUGUUUUGUGAGGAUAACCGCGAGGACUGCAUUCCUAGAGCUUAAAACUGCGUGCAGGCUCCUUGCCGUGCCCUGACACAGACGAGGUGUGGUCAUACGGUGCUGGGUGGGUGUUUCAAUGGAGAUUUUCCAACUUGGGAUACUGCAGAAUGGAAUUGUAACCCAGUGUCUCCUCUACAUCGGUAACUCUGAAGAAGAGUUGAAAGGGCUACAGCAAAUUUCAAGUUUGUAUAGAGAGAUUAAGCACCUUCGUUACACCUCUCGUUGGCAUUAAUUGUUGAAAGUUUGUAAAAGGAAAUUUUUGGGAAAUACGAAGGCAGAAAUUGGAAGUGUGUUUUGAUUGUGUACACAUUUCCUUUGGUUUAAGAUUAGCAGAGCUCCACUGUAAAAAUGUGAGAACAGAUAGUAAUGACAGCUCCUCUUCCAGCGAGCAAGUGUAGGGAAGCCUGGAAAGAAAUGAGAGAAACUGUUCUUUGAGAUCAGUCGGUCUUGAGAGCAGACAUGGCUGGAGCGGUGGAAGGAAACCCCAGGUCGUUCAGGUGGGGACAUCGUGUGCUGGUCUGGUUGGGUGACUUCGCCUGUGGUGGCAGCAGCAGGCUGGGGACAGCGAGGGAGCAGCAAGAGGGAGGCAACAUCCCUGUCCCUGCAGUUCAGGGUGGGACAAAGAUGGGCGUAAACUUCAGAAUUUCGUAUCUCUAAAUAGCGUCUGUGUAAGAACUACUUUAUACUGAGUCUGAAGUGCCUCAAAAUCUCUCAAAAUGAAAAAAGGUCUUUAGUAUUUUUGUUACCAGUUUUGCUUGAUAGAGUGGUGCUGCGAGUGGCCCUAUUAAAUGCCACCAGGAUUGGAAUUUUCACAGAAAAGCUCAACAUCGUCUUCUGGUUUUUGCCCGCCAGCCAGUUCUUGGGGGUUGGUUGUUCCAAAGAUCCAAAUCAUUAAAAAUUCCUGUAGAUCCUUAGGUGUUAUUUAGGGUACGUGGAGUAACAGCAACGGAUUACAGAUUUGUUCUAUUUUGUUGCAGAUUUGUUCAGUUUUGUUUGAGAAAGUUGGCGUGGGUCUGGGGGAAAAAGCAUUACUGCUUUCUCUGGCUUAGCAGCUCUGCAAGGCUGAGGAAGGUCAUUCUCUAGUAAACCCCGUUCAGCAGCAUUAGAUUUACACUACUUAGAACACGUUAUUGCUAUUAAAAUGCUGUUUCCUUUGUGAAGGGUGACUAUAAAAGCCAUCAGCUCACUCGGUUUUCAGGCUCUGGCCUCUGCUCCGUUCUUCAUGCAGUAGCGUCCUUUUUGAAAGAAAGCCCUCACUACACGGCAUGCAAAGGGUGGUGCAAAAAUAGUUUAUUACGAUAUAGUUAAUGUAAAGUUAGGUAAUUAUAUUUACAAAAUAAAAAUGAUCAGCUACAUCCAUGGGAACCUAGCAUGUCACACGAGUUUGUAAGGAAUAAAUACUGUGAGAAAAUGUGAUGUUUCUAUUACAGUGAGCAGUUGAUCGGAAACGGUGGCUCUUAAAAAAGCACUGAAAUAAUCGAGUGGAAGGGAGAAGGGAAA